AUGACUGAUAACUGGUGGCAGCAAAGGCUCAACACCAUUAAUAUCAAAUCUUUGAAUGUCAUGAGGCCCACUCACGAGCUCUUCGUCCGGCCAGAGGAGCAAGUGCUCAUCAACUGCCGAGACAUCACUAGCAGAAACGAUGCCUGGGAAAUACAGGAGUUCAUCACUCGAAUAUGUGUCAAGCAACUGCUCCGACACUGGGCGUUUCAGCUGCUGCUGGCCACGCUGCUGGUGGUCAACGCCAUCACCAUUGCGCUCCGCACCAACGUCAUCCUUGGCCAGAAACACUAUGAGUUGUUCUCUACCAUAGAUGACAUUGUGCUGACCAUCCUUAUCUGUGAGGUUCUCCUUGGCUGGUUAAAUGGCUUCUGGAUUUUCUGGAAGGACGGCUGGAACAUCCUCAACUUCCUUAUCAUCUUUAUCUUGCUCCUGGGAUUCUUCAUUGAUGAACUCAAUGUCAUCUCUAUCACCUACACCCUCAGGGUCCUUCGUCUCGUGCAUGUGUGCAUGGCGGUGGAGCCCCUGGCCCAGAUCAUUCGCGUCAUCCUGCAGUCGGUGCCUGACAUGGCCAAUAUCAUAGGCCUCAUCCUCUUCUUCAUGCUGGUGUUCUCCGUAUUUGGGGUUACUCUCUUUGGUGCAUUCGUACCCAUGCAUUUCCAGAACAUGCAGGUUACCCUGUACACCCUCUUCAUCUGCAUCACCCAGGAUGGCUGGGUAGACAUCUACGAUAACUUUAAGUUGGAGACCAGGGACUACGCAAUGGAGAUUGGGGGUGCCCUCUACUUUGCCACCUUCAUCACCAUCGGUGCCUUCAUUGGCAUCAACCUGUUGGUUGUCGUGGUGACCACCAACCUGGAGCAAAUGAUGAAGGCAAGAGAGCAGGGGCAACAGAAUCAAAUAAACUUCAAUGAGACAGUCAAUGUGGAGGAGUACAGGAAUAAAGACCUGCCGUUGGUGCACUGUAUGGUGGCCCGUUCGGAGAUGUCUGGCGCUCCCCAGGAGCCACUUACGACGGGUCCCCUGUCGAAUCUCUCGGAAAAAGCAUGCGACAACUUUUGCUUGGUGCUGGAGGCAAUUCAGGAGAAUCUGAUGCAAUACAAAGAGAUCCGAGAUGAGCUCAACACGAUAGUGGAGGAGGUACACUCCAUCCGCUUCAACCAGGAACAGGAGAUGGACCUAUUGCACAGGCACUUGUCAAAGACUGUGCCGAUGGAAAGCCAUUCCACCAUGGACAUCCGUGAGCUGACUAGCCAGCAAGACUUGAUCACUGCGCUCAUCAACAGGGAAAAGAGCAGUAGUCCUGGAGGAGGAGCCUGUGCUUCAGAUGAGUACCCAGACAGCAAGGGAGCCUGUAUGUGCAAUGACAACUACUACACCUACGCAGUGUUGGUGGCCCUGCCCUGCAAGCUGCAGAAAAUUGAGGUGGUCCUGAGCAGCUGCUUCCUGAAGACUCGCCAUUGGAUCCUGCGGGAAGAACAAAACAACUCCCCUUUCUACGUGGUCCUCAGAGCCACAAGCAGUGAUCCAGACAUAUUUACCCUGGUGGCCAAAGAGGUCUUUGCCAGCACCAGUAUCUUCAUGACAGGUGCUAAGGCCACCUACCACUUUGUGAGGGAGAGCUGUCCAGUCAGCAACCGGCCUAGGGGCCAACGGGGCCUCUGGGAGGUGACGCUAGCCUUCAACCUGCUCCGCUUGCACAGAGACGCACUCUACCUGCACGGCCGAGUGACCCUGUGUGACAAGCAGGCGGGACCCCCGCCCGUGCCAGGCUUGCGAACCGACAGCUCGGACUUGUAG
Molecule: messenger RNA, 1797 nt
Organism: Molossus molossus (Pallas's mastiff bat)
Lineage: Eukaryota; Metazoa; Chordata; Mammalia; Chiroptera; Molossidae
Gene: CATSPER4
Product: cation channel sperm associated 4
Exons: 15
Coding region: 1-1797 (598 amino acids)
Biological process (GO): sperm capacitation; flagellated sperm motility; transmembrane transport
Cellular component (GO): acrosomal vesicle; CatSper complex; membrane
Molecular function (GO): voltage-gated calcium channel activity; calcium-activated cation channel activity
Source: RefSeq, a predicted model, not a curated record